CCAGUUCCAAGUACGCAUAAAGGAAGUGUAUUCGGAGCAGGGCAGCAGAGGCGCCAAGAAAAGCAUGAGAACAUUUACCUCAUGUGACGGUCUUUCCAUUCGCGUGGGGGAGAACGCGGCGGAGAAUCAGCGGCUUUGCAAACAGGCAAAGCAGAACGACCUUUGGUUUCAUCUGGAAGGACAGUCGUCUCCACAUGCCAUAUUAUCAGUGGGAGGCGGAAAACAAGGAAAGAACAACGCGUUGCGUUCUUCGUUGCACGAAUGCCAGCAACUCGUGAAGCAUUUUUCGUCAGCGAGAGAAGCAAGGUGCGCGUCGGUCAUCUGGAUUGAGGCUAAGUGGGUGUCAAAGAAUGGCGUAGAGGACAAGGUGGGGGCUGUUACCCUGAAAAAGACUCCGAAGAGGACAAGUGUUGUCGCGGAUGCGGGGACGAUAGAAAGUUUAACGGCUGCGAAGAAACGUGAGUAGAAGCACUGUAAUUAGCGUCUGUAAAUGAUUGGCGCGAAAAAAGUGAUUCAAAAAUUCUCCUUUUUUUGACAUGCUCCCGCCAAAACACUCGUGACAGGCGAUCACCGAAACGG
Messenger RNA from Chondrus crispus (carragheen), 579 nucleotides. RefSeq lists its product as hypothetical. The record is from RefSeq and is a predicted model, not a curated record. The coding region runs from base 65 to 466 and encodes 133 amino acids. Lineage: Eukaryota; Rhodophyta; Florideophyceae; Gigartinales; Gigartinaceae. The transcript has 4 exons.